This is a messenger RNA of Paramecium sonneborni, 715 nucleotides long. Lineage: Eukaryota; Ciliophora; Oligohymenophorea; Peniculida; Parameciidae. The record is from the annotation of a GenBank genome assembly.
AUGUAAGAAAACUUAAUUCAAAUUGACUUUUCAUAAAUCGAAAGCUUAGAUCCCUGUAUACAAGGAGGAUAUAAGAUAAUUUUCAAUUAAGAGAUCCCCUUCAUGAUAAAAUUUCCAGACUAAGAAGAUUAAAGCAUUGUUGAAACUAUCAGAGUUAGAAUUAUGAUUUUGGUAUUGAAAAUUUUAAAUUAUCAAAAAAGGGUAGUGGCAAAGACUUAUAGCAAUUAACUUUAGAGUUGUCAAGUGAGAAUGAUCUAUUUUUCUAUUAUUUUCACACAGUUGAUAAAGACAAUUUUCAAGUUGUUAAAACAAAUUAAAAGCUCAAUACAGAUUUCUUUGGGUAUCCAGAAGUAUGCGUUAAAACAUUCAAGAGAUGUUAAUUAGAAUAAUAGCAGUAAAUAAAUUGAUUAUAUAUGGCAAGUUUUGCACCCAUAUUAUAUAUUUAGCAAAAUGCAAGAGCAUAAGUGAGUAUUAUUUAAACAUUGGAGUACAAAGAAUUGACUUUAAUAACUUUUGAAAUGAUUGCUGGAGAUGAAGAAAUCAUUAAAUAGCAUGUGUACUAUAAACAUGGAGCAGUCAAAUCUAAGUUUUAGAUAUUAAAUGCCAAAAUAAAAGAUGUAAAUAUAUUUUUUUAUUUUGCUUUCAGAUACAUGAAUUAGUCAAAGUGAAGAAUCCAUAAUUGUUGCUUCAUUUAUAAAAAUACCUUCCUAAUUGA